GCUCAGGUUCUACAUUGCGUGCUUUCGGGUCGCGGGUAUUUCAGCCUUCGUCAUCGCCGGGCGAUGACCAUCCCGAUCAUUCAGGUUGGCGAGGUCCAUGCCGGGGCGGAGAUGCCGACGAUGUACCACUUCCUCGAGACCUGCUGGGCCCGGGAACCGGUGAAGAUGGUCAUCUUCCAGGGGAGCGGCAUGGCCGCCACGCUGCUGACCGUGUGGAUCGGCGGGCGGCACUGGCUGGCCCUGCGGACGGCGCCCCCGAGUCUGCGGAGGGGCCUCUACAUCCAGGUGGCUAUGCUCCCUGGCGUGCUGGCUGUGCUGUCGAUGCUCACCCUGCUCUGCCCCACCCCGAACCGUUUCCUGUCGAUCGUCCAGAAGACCUACGAAGCGUUCGUCCUCCACAAAUUCGGUGUAUUCAUGUUUAUGAUGGUGCUGGCCGAGAGCGAGCUACUGAGAAUGGAAUCUGGCCGCGCCUGCGAGGACACUGAGAUCGUGAAGAUAGUGCAGGAGGGGCUGGCAAAGGAAGGUCCAAAGAAGCAUUUUGGAGCGUUGCCUUUGGGCUGUUGCUUUCGCUCGUGCAUGUCUGAACAUGACCUCUCUUCGCGCCACCUCUUUUACGUCAACUGGUUCAUACAGCAAUUCGUUCUGUUGGUGCCAGCCCUAGCAGUGGUCUCAGUGUACCUGUUCGGCGUACUCGAAACUCGCACUUUCGUCAAAGUCAUGACCGUCUUUCAUUGGACCAUAGCGGCUUCCAACCUAGUCUGUAUAUACGGUCUUGUGAUCUUGUUCGUUGCGACAAGGCCUCUUCUGAAACGGUGGAACACCAAGCAGAAGUUCAUAGCGAUCAAGGUCGUCCUUGUGAUCUCGAUCUGGCAGGACAGGCUCAUCGAACUUAUAGCCUCGGGCUCCAUCGAGGGGUCUGGCUCCUGCUUCCAGUACUCUGGUUGGGACCUUAUGCUGGACGAUACCACUGGCCUUUGGAUGAACAUGGAGAUCCAUUUUUACUGCGCGUGGGCGCUCGCCCUGGAGAUGGUCCUGGUGGUACUCCUGAUGAGGUCCGCGUUCGCCGUGGAGGAGCUGAAGGUAACGAUGCGGGAGGUCCACCACGACGUCCUGCAGCUGGGCAUGUCCAGGACCCCGGCAUCCGCACCGCCCAGCAGCACCGGAGGCUCUGCGGUGCUCUGCCUCCGCGCCGGCCCCGAGGAGGCGCGGCGGGGCCCGGGCGCCGCCGCCCCCGGCCUGCCCGCCCCGGGGGGCCGCGGCCCCCGCCUCGCCCACACGGCCGGCGCGGCGCCCGCCGCCGCGGACGGCUCGCCGCGGGCCGCGGACUCCGAGGCGCGGGCCGCGGCCUCCGAGGCGCGGGCCGCGGACUCCGAGGCGGGGACCUCUGCAUGACGGCAUCGAUCGUAGGUCCCUCGCGGCGGGUCCAGGCCAUUUGCGAGUAGCUACUUUGCGAGCAGUGGAUCGGGACGACCUGGCUACUUUGCAAGCAGGGGGGCGCGCUCGUCUAAGGAAGGCCGGCCUCUGCAGCAGGGGGCGGGCGAGGCGGCGCAACCCAGCCUACGUCAAGCGCCUUCCUGCUUCAAGAAGCGAUCUGCUUUUGCUGCGUUCUGUUCCUCUCUCUGGGCAGGCCCGAACGCCAUCUACGUCAUCCGCCUGUCUACUGCAUGCUUCUGCCCACAUCUUCCGGCCGACGGGCAUUGUUCCAAGACCCUUUCCCCGGGACCGGCUUUUCAUCCU
Molecule: messenger RNA, 1737 nt
Organism: Prorocentrum cordatum
Lineage: Eukaryota; Dinophyceae; Prorocentrales; Prorocentraceae
Source: the annotation of a GenBank genome assembly